AUGGCGUUCGCGGCAGAGGAAUCGCAGGAGGGAAAUGUGGUGCUCUACGUCGUUGUAGGCUUAUACCUCGCACUGCUGACUGUGAUUGCGAAGCUCGCACACAGAAGGAAGCAGAAGCAAGCUGCAGUGGUUGGGAAGGUGAAGGCUCACUUCAGCGGCUCCUUCGGCAAAUUCACAUUGAUGCUCACGACGUUCUCCACCAUAUACUCUGGCUAUACCGUUACUGGAAUCCCGGAGGAAGCUUUCAACAGAGGAUACAUAUCACUUAGAUGGAUCGGAGCUACCUUGGUAAUCGUGGCUGGGAUGUUGCUGCUCUAUCCCAGGCUUCGGCGCUUAUCCGUCGAGCGGAGCUACACCAGUCCCUUCGACUUCAUCUCGGAUCGCUUCGGCACCCGGCGUUUGAGGCUCCUUUGUGCAGCCUGUGGCGUUGUGCCGAUGCUUUUGUACAUCGCUGUGCAGAUGGUCGCCUUUGCGGCUAUGGUCGAGGGCAUGACGCUCCAAGUUAUACCAAAAACACCCUGCAUGCUGAUCUUCUGCGUCAUCAUCAUCACAUUGGAAAUGUUGGGCGGCAUGAACAGUGUUGUGUUCACAGAUGUGGUUCAGUGCCUUGUGAUGCUGCUCUCGUUCCUGGUAACUCCGUUUGCUUUGGGGCUCGAAUAUGGCUUUUUGCCAGAGAUGGUGCCAGGUGAUUGUGCAUACCUCAACCAUGUGUACCCCAACUCCACAAGCUCUCAUGCUGCACCGGCACCGUGCGUCGGGAGCGACUGCGUAGCAUCCGGCUGUGUUGCCGCCGUCAGGCCGGACUUUUUCUUGUUUCCCAGCAGAUCCGAUUUCUGUGAUGUGCUCUUUUUCCUCUUCAACAUGUUGGCGGCACCGGUCACACCUCACAUGCUCCAGCGUGCAUACCUUGCUAAAGCUGAUACUGAUCUGCGUUGGGUAAUUGGGGCGAUGCUGCUUGCGCCGUUUAUAGCACAGCCACCUGGCAUUGUGAUUGGUCUGGUGAAGGCCGCAAAUAACCCGGCCUGGCCUCCCAUUGACCAAACCGCGACAGCUUUUUCCAGCGUGAUGGCGCAACUGAAGCUGGUGGGAGUGCUCCAGUACGUGUUCGUGUCUGUGAUGACCUGCUGUGCACUCGCAGCCAUCAUGUCAACUGCAGACUCUGCACUGAUGGGGGUUUCAAGUGUGAUCUCGAAUGACAUUCUCGCGAAAACCUUGCUCCCCUCUCUCUCAAGCAACAAUUUAGUGAGGGCAGGCACUGUUACGUCCCUCUGUGCGUGCAUGGUGUCCUUCUUCCUUGGGAACUACCUGACCAGUACACAAAUGGGCGCCAUCAAGAGUUUCAAUGGGGGUAUGAUGAUGCAGCUGUUGCCGGCUUUUGGCAUGGGGCUUUACACAGAAGUGUCGGAACGAUCUAUCACAUUGGGAAUUGUAGUUGGCCUUCUGUCGCUGUUGGUUCUUGUAAUAUGUGGGGAUUCUUUAGGGAGCUAUGUGCCGGACAUUAGUCUCUCGGCUCUCCUGAACUUUCUUACGGUGGGCCUUUCCCAUAGCAUGCACUGCCUGGCUGAUGAAAGUGAGGGCAAGCUUCUGAAUGUCAAGGCGAUCCGUGACAUGAUGGCCUCCUCCAGAGAACCCAGAUUGGCGCUCGUUGCUCUUAUGCUGAGUCUUGCUUUGGUAUCAGCACCCUGGUACGGCACGCCUGGCAAUGCGAAGGCAAGAAGCAAGUCUGCGAGCCCCGCAAGCUUGUCGCCAACGUCGGCUGCCGGCUCCUCGCCGAAGGUGCGUGGAGGGUCUGCGGCUCCAUCGCCAGUAUCUGCAUCGCCUUGCUCUCAGGCCAGCCUGGACCACAUCCCGGCCUCGCCCGUGUCGGCAUCGCCCGGCCUUCCUCCGUUUGAGCUGGAAGAGCUGGUAGGAGAAGAUAUCUCUGGGCAGGCGGAAGAUGAGGUGAUCAUCAGCAGGCCGUGGAAGCCAUCGGGGCACGCUGCCGAGUACAGCUUGCCCCAGGAGAGCAGGGCAGAGGACAUCACGGCCAUCUCCUCUUCGGACUCAGCCGAGCGCCGGUCUCCCAGAGAUCCAGAGCACAGCGGAGGCCCCGGCCUGUGCAAGACCAAGGCCGGCCGCUUCGAAGGCGGAGUGGACGAGCUUGUGGCGGAACUGGCCGAAGCUCAGGAGCUCCAGAAGAAGAUGUCGCAGCUCCUCAGCAUGGUGUCGCAGCAGGGUGAUCAGGGGGUGGUGGAAGUCGAGGAAGUUGAGGUGGUGGAGGCGGCGGACGACGGUGCAGUGGUAAUGCUGGAGGCUGAGCCCGAGGAUCCCGGUGCCAAUGUAUCCGUGCCCGGCCCAGACAAAACCAACCUCACAGUCACAGACGGCCCCGCCGACCUCGAAGAUCCUGCAGACCUCGCAGAUCCUACAGAUCCUCUUGAGGAUCCUCCGCAAGAGGCUGAGGCUGCCGAGGGCUUGGAGUUCGAAGGCUCUGAGUCCGAGGACACGAAGCGAACUGAAGCUAUUGCUACGGGUUUGGGGAGGUCGCAACGUCAAAUUCAAGACGGGCCGGUGCUUCCAACCACCAACGAGGCGGACGGGCUGGUGGCGGAACUGGCCGAAGUUCAGGAGCUCCAGAAGAAGAUGUCGCAGCUGCUGAGAAAGCUGGCUCAGCGGGGAGCGCGGAGGGUAAAGGAAGUUGAGGCGGAGGAUGGCACGGCGCAGAUACCCAUAAAGAGUCCACCCGACUUCGCAGACCUUCAAGACCUUCUUGAAGAACCUCUGCAAGAGGCUACCAGCGACGGCUUGGAAUUUGAAGGUUCCGAGUCCGAGGAGGGCCCUGUGCUUCGGGGCAGUCCCAUGGAGGUUGCCAUGGGUGGCCUCACCCACGAAUGGCGACAGAAGCUUCGCCGGGGCCUGUCCGAGGCUUUGCUGUCAAAUCUGGACUGGAUUGAGCAGGCAAAGUCAAGGAGCAUCUUCCGCAUCCCGCCACUGCAUGCGGCAGAGAAGCGUCAGCCGGCAGAGGAGCUCUCUUUGAGUGAUGUCGAAGGCCAGGGAGAAAGGGAGAAGCCUGAGAAGCAUCUCAGCGACAGCGCCGGGGCAGGAAUGGACCUUGAAGACAGGUUCAAGGCUCUCGAAAUGAUGCUGACCACAGAGAUGGAGAUGGCGGUACAGCCGCUUCGGGAUCGGGUGCAGGUCCUCGAAGAAAAGUUGGGCCUGGCAGAGGACCCGAGCGAGACCGACGGCUUGUCGGUGUCGGUUCAGGUCACGAUGGCAUCGCCUAAAAACAUGCAUGAGGUGAUCUCCUUGAAGGAGGAUGGCACGGAGAAGAGUCGACCAAGCUAUCUAAAGGUUCGCUCCGUGGAUUCCCAAGAUGUGGACGCUGUCACCGAAGAUGACAUGCAGGUGGCUUUUAGCCGUGACAUUUGGACCUACUUUUCGCUUGUUGGGUUGGGGAAGAUUGGCAGCUGGGAUGCGUGCUUCACAUUCAUUCUGGCAUUGGUGAGCUUAGCCAUGCAGGCGGCAUUCAUCAUUAUAUUGAUGUCCGAGUUCUUCCUCGAGCGACCUUUCGAGGAAAAGGUGGAACUUGCCAAAAUCUGGCGUACCAGCGUGGCCCACGACUCGAGGCACAUGGACCUCGCUCAGACGAGCCUCGCCUCGCGCGUCUGCCGAGGAGACGGCGCUCUCAUCGUGUCCACGAUCCAAGCAGAACUCGUCGAGGAGAUCAACAAAUUCCUGGGUUUAGGCCUUGACGACUUUGAACCGAGCUCCUUCAGCCCAGGUACGAUGCUUUCCGUUCUUUGCAUCCUCCUGUGGUGCAUGCGCGUGUACAAGGAUCUCCGGCGCAUGGGACUGGUCAUGGAGGCUUGGUCCUGGAUUCCACGAUCCGACAACAGUAACACCAUCAUGAACGAGGAUUUCGGCUUUGCCGAACUCUCCCAGAACCGCUUCUAUGGCUUCGGAACUAUUUUGUUCGUGUGCUUUGCCAUGGACUGCCUCUUGCUGGUCGCCGGAAUCCGUCUUCUGGCAUCCACCACAUCUAUCUCAUCCUUGAUACUUGAUGCGGUCGCGCUCGAGGCGAUCUUGGACAUCGACGACUUUAUGUUUCAUGCCCUGGCGCCCUUGAGAGCCAGAUUGCUUAUCCAGGGAUUGCAGCCCAUGCAGGUGAAAAUCAGUCAGGACCGAAGCCAAGUGGAGUCCGGAUUUAACUUCUGCCUUCUCGCCUCCGCGCUGGUGUUGCCCUACCUCUUCAUGCUGGCACCACUUGGCCUCUCCAUGCAAGCCGUGAAGUACGAGCUUUGUGGUGGAAGCCAGGAGUUCGUAGUAGCUUACAAUCAGGACAUCCAGAUGACCUAUGCACUACGGACGCAGGCGGAGAGAGGCAUAGAGCUUCUUCCCAGCGAAGUGGCCGUGGAUGAGUUUAAGCACAGCUCCGAGGGGACACUUCCUCGAUACAUGGUCUUCUCGCCGACCUCGCAGGCCUUCGACACAGACCAGGUCCGAACCAUGGCCCAGGAGGCUGCGACUUUCCCCAUCUGCUUCGAGACCCAGGUCCUGCAAGAGACAGGUCGUGUCUACCGCGAUCCUGUGGCCAUGUCGCUGAUCGAGCCACGCUUUCAGUCCAUGGUGGCGAAAUUCGGCCGCAACGCCACUACUUGUGAGGAGAUGCAGGACCUCUGCUACAUGCCUGAGGCACGGAUGCUGCGUUACCUUUGUGGUGGGACGUGUGGCUGUGCUUCCGCCGCAGCCUCGACCUGGUACAAGGUUGCUCGGCAAGGGUGUUCCGAAAGCUGUCUGAAGGAGGCUGAGGCUGCGACCUCCUGCACGGAUGUUGCGGCCACAUCUGCAGGAUGGCGAUCGUUUUGGAUAAACUACGUGCCGGUCGUGUCGUCCUUCUUCGGCCAGAACUUAGCUCAAGCAAACAUGCUAACAAUGCUGAAUCAGACUGUACAAGCUAUGCUGACUGAGGGUUGUCCCAGGCUUCUAGUCAACGACACCGAUUUUGUCACUUCCGUAAAAUGGUGCGAGGGCUUUCCAGACCUUUUCCGACCAGUUGCCUUCUUGUGCCCUGAAACCUGCGGAUGCAAAGCAUCUGCCUCGGGUUUUUGUCCCUCCACCUGCCUUUCCGAUGCUGUGCACGGCUCGACCAACUCGAGCAAUGCAUCGUUUGUUCCGUGA
Molecule: messenger RNA, 5157 nt
Organism: Symbiodinium sp. CCMP2592
Lineage: Eukaryota; Dinophyceae; Suessiales; Symbiodiniaceae
Source: the annotation of a GenBank genome assembly